UUCAGCCAUGGUGUUUUACUCAUGAGUUUACAUUGACGACCUCAUCAUAUCUGUCUCUUGUGUGAUAUUUUUAAACAUCUGUUUUUGGGAUUGUGUUUAUGCCUGAAUGAGUACUGUGUUUCCCUUUUCUUCUUGUGUGAAUUUCCUGUAGGCCUCUCCUCUUUUUUCAUAAUAUAAUGGGACAACUUCAUGUUAGCCUAAAAAGUCAUGUGACCGAAACAUCUCAGACAUAAAAACUGAGGAAGUCAUAUCAGUUUAUGUAAUAGACAAAACAGGCUAAAUAAAUCAAUCACAUUUGUCUUUACAAUAUAACUAGAUGCAGAAGAUCCUCAUUGAGGAAAAAGAGGAAAACUCUACAUACAAGUGCAGAAAUUGUGCAGCGGAUCAUUCAGCUUACGGCAGGUUAUUUACCUUUAUGGUCUUUUCACUAUGCACCAGUCACCCAUGCCUUGUUUACUGAUGUGCAAAAGUUAUUUCUUACUCGAAUAGGACUUUUCUUUUGAAAGGAUUUGAGACAAAGAUAAUAACAAGGAUGGUAACUAAUUGUCUCCAUGUGCAUUAUGUUGGCUGCAGGGAUACAAGGGGUCCUUUACUGUCCGUGCCCCCACGCAGUCCUCUUACAUAAUGCAAAAGCCACACACGGCUCUCGGCGCUUUAGUCAUCCGAACGAAAAGAUUAUGUGUGCAGUCCGUACAGGGGGGAGUCGAAAGUGGGCAGGGAGGGGAGGGAGCAGGGGGGAGGGAGGUUAGGGGAGGUGGGGCGGAUCCCUCAAACUGAGAAGACUUUAAAGCUCCUGACAAAGCAGAGGAGGUGCUGCGGGAUGUGACAGGGUUCAGAGCUGAGCUGAGCUGAGCCGAGCCAGGAGCUGUCCGCGGUGCUGAACAUCUGCUGCUGCUGCCGCUGGAUCUUCAUCAUCAUCAUCAUCAUCACCAUCACUUUGUGUUCCUGAUUCCACGUCCUCACCUGUAACAGCAGCCGGCAAAGUAUCCUGGUGAGUGAUUCCCCAAAUGACGAGGUUCCUGGUAACUCAGGAUAAAGACAGCAGUAUAAAAAUAGAAGCUUUUUCAGCAAAUCAGCAGCUCAGAGCAGCACGGCCAAACUAUUCAAGUGAUUUGAAUACCAAUACAUUCUUUGAAGCCCCACAACACGGAUCAUUUACUGCCUGCAAGCACUUUGAUUGAUCUAUGGAACAGCCCCCUCUAGGGCUGCCAUUGGACACUUGAAAUAUUGACAAAUAAACUGAGGACCGUGCAAAUGAUUUGAAGUUGAAGUGGUGACCUCGGCUUUUGUGCUGUUGGCUUCUCCUGAGAGUGUAUGUGUUAGAAAAGAGAAAAAACACCGGCCAGUUCAGUCUAAUUAAACUUCAGUGAGCAUGCUUCAGCUUGCUGCUUGGAUCACCAGAGGGCUUAUUAGUUUGUACUGCUGAUUUGCCCCGUGUUAUUUCUGCUGGAACAAUUUUCUUUGCCCCCGUGGCUUGUGGGAAACGCAGUGGUCAAGUUCAGUCUGACAGCAGCUUCCAGAUUUCACCAUGUGAUCUUCCUCAGUAACAAUAAAUCACACUCAGUAACAAAGAUGACCCUGCAGAGCCGUGCCAUCCCAGACAUCUCCUGACUGCAAACUAAAUCGUGCACAGUAAACAGCUUUAACCUUCAAAACAUUCCCUAAAAAUGAGCGACACAAACUACUGGGUUGUGGACUAUGAGCUCUCCUCUCCUGCUCCGCUCGGGUUCCCAAGAGGCCCAACAGUGCUGCAGCCCAUGGCAGGACAACCGGAGCAGGGAACAGCCCUGUGUUUUGUGGGCCUCCUCGUGCUGCUGCUGCUCUUUCUUGUCGUUCGAUGCGUCCGCAUCCUGCUGGACCCCUACAGCAGCAUGCCGGCUUCCUCCUGGACGGACCAUAAGGAGGGGCUGGACAGAGGACAAUUUGAUUAUGCGCUCGUGUAAAGACAGAGGGGGAGCGAUGAGAAGAGGGACUUUAGAUUAAUAAUGUUUAUCCUGUGCUCUGCUAAAAGCUUCUGUUUCCAAAGUUUCAUCUCUUGAAAGAAACAAUAUGUUACAGCGUAUUUGCUGUUUUGUUAAGGUAAUGGAAGCUGGCAGUUGUCUUCUGCAAGACAACAGUAUCAAAAGCAUAAAACAUAAGCUGUAUAUUGAGGACAUGCAGCAUGCCAGAGAGAUAGCAAGGGAACAGACACACCAGAAGCCCUUUGUCCAUUUUCAUUUACAGUAAUUAAUGUCUUAUAGGAGACUAGUGGUGCGUAUGAUGUUACACUGCAGCUUUCAGAGUGACAAACACCACAGGAAGACAAUGAUCAGUAUUGCAGCAUUACCUUAUGGCUCCUGUUUAUCAUGUCAUUAUGUAAUUCUAUAACGUUUUUACAAAUCCCAGGGCUGAAUUAUAAAUAGAGAGCAGAGCUGCUGCAAGAGAGGUCCUGAUCAAAUAAAAGAGAAAUUAAAUGAGUUUAGGGCAGACAUGGAAGUCAACAGAACUAAUACACACUGUUACUGCAGAUUUAGAGACAAGACUGUAAAACUUAAUAUGUUAUGAAAAAGUUUUUCUCUGCAGCUUUUUUUCCUACUUUUUUUAGGAGGUACAGCUGAACCAAAAAUGAAGAGAUGUCAUAUUAGUAAACCUCCUUUUUAUUUAUUUUAAAUGUGAACAAUGCUGGAUAUCAUGUAGCAUUUCUACCGCCUCUAAGAUGAUCCUCAGGUAAAAUGAUUUCUAACCAACCAAAGCCUCGAUAAUUUGAGGGAAUUGUUUAAUUUGCCUCCUGAAACUGAGCUCCAGCUGCUGUUUGUGUCGCUCUAUUUUGUUUCAAAUUCACUGUGUCCUCAGUCUCAAUUCGCUCUAAAAUCUGAAAGUUCAUAAUACAUAACAGUUAAUAACAGCCUGUUUUAUUUGGGGUUUUGCUUUUGCGUGUCACCAUCCCUUUAAGAGGCUUAUGAGGCUCAGUGCCGAGGGUCGCAGCGCCGGCUGAAUAUGUGUCACAUAAAGUUGUGAUUAUGAAAUGCAUGUACACCAAUUUCCUCCCCUCUAAUCCUUUUUGCCUUUAGGCCCCGUCCAGUGCACCAGCCAAAACUGUUCAACAGUGCCUGUAGGAAUAUAAGAAAAGAUAAUAUCUAUUUCAUACUAAUGAUGUUUCUGCUCCUUUUGCCACUUGUUUUGUAACAUCAUUUUUGCCCUUAUUAUACUAUAAAGCCCUUUAAAACAUGGCUCUGACAGGCUCUUUAUAAAUAAAGUUUAGUAUUGAUAUUUUAUUGAUUUGUUUAAAAGUUGUUUGAUUCCUUAGUGAUGACCAAAAAGCUGUUUGAUGAAAUAUUAAACUGUUGUGUGUGUGGUUCAACUUCCUGGAUGUAGACUCUUGCUUGUAAAAAGUAGAUAUUUUCCUAGUGUUUCUUUAAAGUGGCAUUCGGUUUUUUAAUGAAAUAAAAGCUUUU
Lates calcarifer (barramundi perch) is the source of this 3434-nucleotide messenger RNA. RefSeq names its product cortexin-1. The transcript is spliced from 2 exons. NCBI's taxonomy places the organism in Eukaryota, Metazoa, Chordata, Actinopteri, Centropomidae. The coding region runs from base 1668 to 1943 and encodes 91 amino acids. The record is from RefSeq and is a predicted model, not a curated record.